This is a messenger RNA of Homalodisca vitripennis (glassy-winged sharpshooter), 914 nucleotides long. It is a transcript of the gene mRpL35, whose product is annotated as 39S ribosomal protein L35, mitochondrial. Lineage: Eukaryota; Metazoa; Arthropoda; Insecta; Hemiptera; Cicadellidae. The coding region runs from base 300 to 866 and encodes 188 amino acids. Gene Ontology annotation, biological process: translation. Gene Ontology annotation, cellular component: ribosome; mitochondrion. The record is from RefSeq and is a predicted model, not a curated record. The transcript is spliced from 4 exons. Gene Ontology annotation, molecular function: structural constituent of ribosome.
GUCUCAAAUCUCAAAUCGAGUCUGAUGAUGAUACGGAUUCUUUAGAGAGUUAGGUUAAUUUUCAAUAGUCAGUUUUAAAGCAGAUAAUAAUAAAUAAUUUUGCUUACAAAUUACCCGCAUUUGCCUCAUGACACGAAAUCAUUCUAACUAGCAAAUGAUGUGUGUGUUUUUAUUCGUAUUUUCUGUUCAUGCCGACCUCAGUAAAAUGAAAUAGACUGACUAUUAGUUAUAUUAGAAUCAAACUGAAUUUAUCUUCAGUUCUAACUCACUUGAAAAUAUAUAGUAUUCUUUGAAUUAAAAUGCUCCGAUCUGUUUUAUCAGGUCUACAUCAAGCAACAAAAAAUGUUCGAUGUUUAGGAUCGUUGUUAAGUACUUCUAGACCAAUUAACCUAUCACUCUUCUCACCAAGAGUCUCUUUAAUUGAACCAACAAUAAGGAACUUUAGUGUGAACUUAGUAAAUGGGGUGACUGCUGCACUUCCACUCAUUAGCCACAGAUCCUCAGGAUUACUACAGCCCAAAUCUGUACUUGUAGAUACAGUUAGAACCAAUAUAAAGUUCUCAAAAACUAAAGGAAAAAGAAAGACGGUCAAAGUUGUUUUGAAGAAAUUCUACAGAUUAAACUGGGGAUGCUGGAUACACGCAAAGUGUGGGCGACACAAGCGUCUGUACAAGAAGAGUGCGGCUCGCCGGCGUCGUCUGCAGUACCACGUCUUUUGUAAUUCUACCCAAAGCAUGCUUCUGGACAAGAUGGUAACUAGAUACUGGAGGAAACCAAAGUACUAUGUAGAUGACUCUUACGAACCAUAUCACACAAGGGAAGAAUUCAAACUCACCAGAUCAAAACCUUAUGAUCCCUUUUUGUAGUAGAGCCAUGUACAGUAGAAUUAAAUAAUAAAAUGUUAUUGAAUUGUG